GAGGAAAGAGCAAUUUUACGAUUUAGAUAUCCACGAAAUUCAGGAAGUCUGUGCCGUAUAAACAUAUUCACCGUUGGACAGCAGUCGUUGCUAGACAAGGAACUAAGCAUCCCGUGUUCCCCUCAUUUUCUCUUGGGUACUCCAUCUUCGAUUCAGUGACACGAUAAUCGCGACUUAAGCCAUAAACACAGCCAAACAAGGAAGACCAGGAAGGGAAGUGCAAGAGCCGAGUACACCCGAGGUUCAAUCACAAUACCAAAACACCAGAAAGGACGACCUCAAUCAAACAUACCUUAAAUUAUCGAACUCGCCCGCGAGGAUUAGCCUUUACCAUCGAGUUUUACGGCAAUUUCGCUUCAACAACAAACUUACCAACACAUCUGCCACUUCAUCGAUCACACACACGAUUCAGAACAGGAAGGGAAUCCACUAAAAACGACCUUGAAACAUCUCCGCUUGGACGGAUCUAAUGUACUUGAGCGGGUCACUACAUCUAUAGCAGCCGCCUGCAUACAUUAUAUUGUCCCACGAUUUCCCUCCACGCAUGAAAUACGUGAUCCACAAUCUUCCAUCUGAUAUCUCUUAAUACCAGUAAUAGCCUUGGACUACUCGAAAGGUCAAAGAAAAUCACGGCAGCCACCCAGCGGUUUAUAAACACUUGUAGAUCGUACGGCAUACGACCGUCAACAUCGACAUCACACAAUCCACCUCGUCCAAAAUGCCACCCCCAGCCCAGCAAUCCCGUCCCUUUCUCUCGACCUUCCUCGCCUCCUUCCGCUCUUCCCAACUCUCCUCUACUCCCAUCAUAAGCAACAAUAGCUCUUCCUCACACCAAAAACCUGCUCACACACAUUCACAUUCGCAAUCCACACCUUCACAACCGCGCCAGAUAAGUACCAGUACAAAAUCAAACGCUACAUCAAAUACUCUACGAGGAAUAGAUCGAAAUCGUGGAUCGGCGGGCGGAAGUAGUCCUGUAGGAAGCUACGAUUCGAGUCCUAGCCCCGCUGCUUCGAGUUAUCUGAAUCAAAACCAAAAUGCAAAUACGAACUCAAAUAUAUCGAAUCCCACAUCUCCAACCUCAAGUUCAAAUCAGAUCUCAAAUCAAAAUACACCGUAUCACGCGAACAAAUAUGCAGGCUUCAAGACAUCAGCAGAUAGAAGAGGAAGCGAUAGUAGCUCGGAAGGCUUUCGAGAUGUAAUGGGCAAGGAGAAAUGGUAUAUCGGGGGACGCACGCAGGGCGGAGAGGAGAGAUACUUUCAGCUCGGAGUGAUCAAGAGGAGAAGGAGUGGAGGAGAGAUGAGUUUGGAUCGAUUGAGUUUGUGAUGCGGUGUGACGUGAGGGAUGGAAACGGGUACAAUAUAAUAUUCCAGAAUGGUAUGACGCUCAGGGUGUCGAUCUCUGCAGACAAUUUAACAUUCAAAAUAGAUUCAAUCACCUAGAUGGAUUGAAUAUUUGAAACGAGUCCGGGACGUAAAAGACACCUCUGGUUGGACUACAGUCUGGACGAUCGAAAACUCGUGCGUAACUGCGGACCUUGUUCGGUGAAGCAAUGGGCGAGACAAUAUGCAAUAUGGAAAGAAGAAUGCUUACAACACCAUAUGAAGACGGCGUAUACCCCGGUAUCUCGAGAAGAUUGAGAAUCGGGACACUGCCCAUGGACUGGCGUUGGUGAUAUGGAUACGGAAGGGGUGUCGAAAUUACUGGAGCUGGAUGGGUAUACUAUAUCAUAUCAUAUCAUAAACAUAUGGAACGGAACAGAAUAUGGGGAUUUGGGGCGUUGGUGACAUUAUAUCAGAAUGGAACUUGCAAGACUCCAACCAGAUAAAUAAAUAGGAACGAAUAAAAAAGUAAUAUUGAAUAGAUACUGCCGCAUGAAUAGGUUGGGAGGUUAGUUAGUAAGUGAGAGAGUAGGGCAGUGCGGGAAAUAAGGAAAUGGGGCAGUGGUCUUGUGAAGUAGUGAGAUAUGUAAAAUGAUGUGGGAUAGUAA
This is a messenger RNA of Botrytis cinerea B05.10, 1991 nucleotides long. RefSeq lists its product as hypothetical. The coding region runs from base 719 to 1327 and encodes 202 amino acids. The record is from RefSeq and is a predicted model, not a curated record. Lineage: Eukaryota; Fungi; Ascomycota; Leotiomycetes; Helotiales; Sclerotiniaceae. The transcript has a single exon.